Molecule: messenger RNA, 1872 nt
Organism: Zasmidium cellare ATCC 36951
Lineage: Eukaryota; Fungi; Ascomycota; Dothideomycetes; Mycosphaerellales; Mycosphaerellaceae
Exons: 5
Coding region: 1-1872 (623 amino acids)
Molecular function (GO): flavin adenine dinucleotide binding; NADP binding; N,N-dimethylaniline monooxygenase activity
Source: RefSeq, a predicted model, not a curated record
AUGGUGUUCGACAACAAAGCUACCUCCGGAGAGGCCAAUGGCGAGCACAUUCCCGAUGACGAGCCCGGUGGCAAAUAUGGCUAUCGACUGGGACACUCGGAGGGAUCCUACACCAUCCCUGACCGGGUGCUCAACAAGGUGGACGAUCGUAAAGUUCGCGUCCUGACAAUAGGAGCUGGAGUCAGCGGCAUUCUCAUGGCAUACCUCAUUCAGCGAGAUUGCACCAACGUCGAGCAUGUAAUCUAUGAGAAGAAUGGAGAUAUUGGAGGAACUUGGCUGGAAAAUCGAUACCCUGGGUACCGCAAACCUUUGCCGUUCGCAUUGAAUGCCGACUGGCCCAAGUAUCUGAGUCCAUCAGACGACAUAUUCAGAUAUCUUGCUCGUGUCGUUGACUGUUUCGAGCUUCGACGGUUCAUGAGCUUUAACACUUCAGUUCGAAGUUGUGAGUGGAACGAGAAUGACGGGCAGUGGCACGUCAAACUCAAGAAUGUUGAGACUGGGGAGGAGUUCUCGGACAGUUGUCACGUUCUCAUCGGGGCCAAUGGUCUGUUGAAUUCUUGGAAGUAUCCCGAGGAGGUGGAGAAUCUCCACGAUUUCAAGGGCAGGCUAGUGCACACCGCACGGUGGCCAGAUGAAUACGGGCCAGAGCAGUGGUCUCAAGAGCGGGUCGCCGUGUUAGGCUCAGGGGCGUCUGCAAUACAGGUUGUACCAGCUAUGCAGACCACCGGGGUCAAGCACAUGGAUGUGUUCGUCCGUACGCCCGUCUGGUUUGCAGAGCUCGCAGGUCAUUCCGGUCAAAACCACGAAUAUCCCGAAGAGCAACGACAAAAGCUACGAGACGACACAAAUGAGUUACUUGUCACCGCUAGAUCAAUCGAAGGAGGACUCAACGGCAUCAUGGGUAUCAAGGCCAUGAUGAAGCACAGCGCAGAGUCGAGAGCGGUACGAGACUACUUCAAGAAGCGAAUGGGCGAGCACCUCCAAAAUCAGGAGAUCUUCGAGCAGCUACUUCCAAAUUUCUCUGUUGGGUGCCGACGUCUUACCCCAGGCGAUCCGUUCAUGAAAGCAGUUCAAGCCGAAAAUGUCAAACUACACAAAGGAGCUGUCACCAGAAUCGAGAGAAACAAAGUGAUAGGUACCAAUGGAGACGAAUGCGAAGUUGACACUCUGAUCUGUGCGACUGGUUUCGAUGUCAGCUACGUCCCGCGGUACCUGAUGAAAGGUCGAAACGGAGUGACGUUGCAAGAAAAGUGGAAGACGAUACCUGAAGGGUACAUGGGCCUUGCUGUGCCAGACAUGCCAAACUAUUACAUAUUCCAAGGGCCAACGUUCCCUGUUUCCAACGGAUCCGUCAUGGGGCCCUUGCAAGCAGUCGGCGCUUACAUUGUGCAGAUCAUUCAGAAGAUGCAAAAAGAGCGCAUCCACUCUUUCUCACCGAAACAGGAAGUUGCCGACGCCUUCAACAGCCAUACUCAAGUCUGGAUCGCUGGAAGUACUUGGUCUGAUCCCAACUGCCGCAGCUGGUACAAGAACAACGAAACGGGUAGAGUCAAUGCCGUGUGGCCUGGAAGCAGUUUACACUACUGCGAGAUGAUUGAGACCCCUCGGUAUGAAGACUACGACAUCAAGUACGAAAACUCGGCGAACAUGUUCGCAUUCAUGGGGCUCGGCUUCACGAGAAACCAGGUUGCGGAGAACGGCGACCUUGCUCCUUACAUGAACGAUGCCGUUCUAGAGAAGAAGUUCUAUAGUUUCGAGUUGAGCCCUGAUGAGGAAGAGAGGAUUAAGAACAGGAAAUAUAACGUUCAUGAUGGGCCGGAUAGGAUAAGGUUGCAUGCCAAUGUGACGAAUGGUGUGAAUGGAGCACAUUAG